This is a messenger RNA of Pieris macdunnoughi, 1653 nucleotides long. NCBI's taxonomy places the organism in Eukaryota, Metazoa, Arthropoda, Insecta, Lepidoptera, Pieridae. The record is from the annotation of a GenBank genome assembly.
AUGUCUUUAAGUGAGAGUUCUAUCAAGUCUACAGAAAAAGAGCCCGUGGUAAAAGUUAUUUAUAAGCGUAGUAUUGAUGACUCCUCCCAAGAGGCUCCAAAAUCAGAAUGGUCAUCUCUUCAAUUCGAUGUUUCUGAAGAAAACAUUAAGAAAAUACGAUACGAAGAAGGUUUAUAUGAUCCCGGUAGUGGUGAAAUAUGUACAAAAUACUUACCACUUUCUGCAAGCUCUGUUUUCCGUCAUCCUUAUUAUAACUACCCUGGAAUAGUCGACCCUGGUAUUAAAGACGCUCUUCUUAAAUCUGAACCUAAAACCAUAUAUCCAGAAGAUGGUCAAAAGCUUUAUUUGGCUUUAUGCGAGGAAAGUAAUCAAUGCCCGAUACGCCAAUUUUACCGUGAAUUAUUAACAUCAAAAAUAGACUUAAAAUACUAUGGUAUUAGUUCAAAAGGUGUUCGUCCUAUUGCGUGUGCCUUGAAAUAUAAUCGAUUUGUGACUGUCGUAGAUUUAACAGAUAAUUUCUUAGAUGAAGAUGGUUGUUAUCACCUUGGUGAAAUUUUAAUCGAAAAUAUUACUUUAGAGGAAUUAAAUCUCCAUGGAUGCCGUAUUGGACCGGAAGGCUUAAAGCGACUUAUCGCGAAUCUUCACAUAAACAAAAGUCUUCGUACGCUUAAUCUAUGUAAGAAUAAACUUGGCGAUAAAGGUUUAGAAUAUUUAGCCAAAUCCAUAUUUUUGGGCGCUGACAUCGUCGAUAUAAAUUUAAGCUAUAACGAACUAGGUCCCGAUUCAUUAACUUCAUUAUGUGACGCUUUUGAAACUCACAACAAAUUGAAAUGCAUAGAUUUAUCUUGGAAUAAUAUAAUGUCGGCUAACGCUGUUUUUAGCCUUUGUCAAAAGUUUGCUCAAAAUGAAGCAUUUGAGUAUAUAAAUUUAUCUUGGAACUCAUUGAGUGGAGCGAAAAUUGGUAAUUCUAUUAGAAUAUUGAUAGCGAGGUGCCCAAACUUACAUAGUAUAUAUUUCAAUAAUAAUAGAUUGUCAUCAGAGGUAGUUAAAACUAUUUGCGCAGGAUUAGUAAAUUGUGGCCCUAAAUUAACUACUUUAGAUUUAUCUUACAAUAAAUUAAUGCCCCAAGACGCUAUGUUAUUGUUAAGUUGCUUAAAAAAUAGAAAAGUGAAGUUAAAAUAUCUACUUCUCGACAAUAUAAUUGUGAAAGAAGAAUUUGAUGCCCUUCGCAAAGAAAUAUUGCUACAGAAAUUCCGGAAAGAUACUGUUAUUACACAUGGCGAGGUAAUACCCGAAUUCGUGCCUAAAGGUGUUGAUAUAAGAGAAAUCUUAUUUAACAGAGCAGAUUUCUUAUGUAAAAAGAAAAGGAAAGAUAUUGCUCUCAUAUUGCUUGGAAUACAUAAAGAAUUUGGGGCGCAAAUGGAUACUAAAAUGUUUGCACGAGCCAUAAAAACCAAUGGGGCACCCUUGGAUGAAGAUGUCGUAGAGGCGAUGACAAUUUUAUUCCCAGGUGCUGUACUAGCGAAGUCAAAAAAUAUAAACUUGGCAGAUUUGGUCGACUACUUGUCUCGUAAAUGGCCUGACAGGAAACUACCUCCAACACCGCCUCCAGAACCUGAGCCUGAACCAGAUCCAAAGAGUAAGAAGAAGUAG